CCCAAGCAUUGAACACUGCAAAGGUUGCUUAGCCUGCAAAUAUAUAUAUAUAUUUUCUCUUGUCCUUCUUAGGCGGAGAAAGCCUUGAAGUAUAGCGGAAGAGAGAAAACCUCUGGACAGAGAGCAUUUCUCCAGUGUUUGUAGUUUAGAAGGAGAGGAAGAGUGAAGGCAGGCUUGAGGUAAGACAAGGCCGUCCCUUAGCCUGGCAAAGAAAAUGGCUGACACGCAAAGGAUUGUGGGAAGCCAGGCUGCUCUCCGUGAAGAGGAACAGCCUGGGGAGAGAAUGGAGGAAGAUGACCUAGCAGACUCUGGGAAAAUGGAGGUAUCCGAAAGAGAGGGAAAAGAAUCUCAUGGACCCAUUCAUUCUGGGGGUCUUAGGAGACUUACGAAAAGUACGAUGACCCCACAGGUUAAAGAAGAGCCAGAGGAAGACCUGCUCCAGAGCCAGGUAUCCGAAAGAGAGGGAAAAGAAUCUCAUGGACCCAUCCAUUCUGGGGGUCUUAGGAGACUUACGAAAAGUACGAUGACCCCACACGUUAAAGAAGAGCCAGAGGAAGACCUGCUCCAGAGCCAGGAAUCUCAAUGGCAGGUGUCUCCAAAGGACGAGCCAUUGCCUUCCUCGAACUGGGUCAACCCACAACACACAGAGGUCGCCAUGCCGUGGGGAAAUAUCAAGGCCUUUCUGGGCCAUUUUGAAGGAACCAAUGAGGCCGGCCAGUGGGUCACCCACCUGGUCCCUGGCCUAGGAGAAGCCGAAGAGGCCUUAAGCAGCCUCGAGGCCCGAGAUAGUUUCGGGAAGAUGAAAGCGGCCAUCUUGCGAGGGGAGGCCGUCUGCCGGGAGUGGCAGCGACAGCGUUUCCGGCAUUUCUGCUACGAGGAGGCCGAUGGCCCCCGAGAGGUUUACAGCCAGCUCCGGGACUUCUGCCACCAGUGGCUGAAGCCGGAGAAACGCAGCAAGGAGCAGAUCUUGGAGCUGGUGAUCCUGGAGCAGUUCAUGGAGGUCCUGCCCCCGGAGAUGCAGAGCUGGGUCAAGGAGAGCGGCCCGGACACCUGCGGACAGGCAGUGGCCCUGGCGGAGGAGUUCCUGAUGAGGCAGGGAGAGGACGACUCUCAGGAAGAGAAGGAGAAACUGGGGGCGCUCUUGGAGGAAGGAGACUCCAGUUUUCACGAAUGUGAUCCGAAUCUGCCGGACUCCCAGGCUCGGUUGAACAGCUUGGCCGAGCAAGACGGCUGUGCAGAAGAAACACGCUACCAUGCAGGUGUCAGCGAGGGAUGUAUUGAAAAUGAGGAGGAAGGAAACCCGAAGCAAGCCGAGAUCCACGGAGGGGCGCUUGGAAGAGCUAAAAGGCAUCCAAAGAUGGGACGAAUGUCCAAGAAGCAGCUCAGGGCAAAGAUAAAGCGGGAAAGCAGUCCGGUCCAAAUAGCAGGCACCUCCGUUGUAAGAGGAGGCGGGGGAGACCCCGACGACACGCCAGUGAGGCCAAAGUUUGAGAGCCCAGACCCCUGCGAGGAGGAUGGGGAUGAUUUCAGCGACAGCUUGGAGUUCUUAAUUGACGCUGAGGGCAAACCCCACAAACGGUCAGACUCCAGGGGAAUGUCUGGCCAGAGCGCCGGCCUUAUAAAACAUCAGAGAGCCCCUGAGAGGACCUAUCAGUGCUUGAGGUGUGGGGAAAGCUUCUGCCCUAGUUUAAGCUUGGGUGAACAUGAUCCAAUCUGUGAGGAGGAGGAGCCUUAUGAAUGCUCCGACUGCAGGAGAAAUGACGCCUCAGGCUCCGGUCUUAUCAAACACGAGAGAAUCCACCCGGGAGAGAAACUUUAUUCGUGCUUCACCUGCGGAGAAAGCUUCAGCCUGUAUUCGAGCCUGAUGCAACACGAGCGAACCCACACGGGGGAAGAGUCCCACGUGCCUUUCGACUGCGAUAAGCGGUUCCGUCAGAGCCCUCCGCCCUCGGAUCAGGGAGACCCAGCGGGGGAGAAGUCUUACAAGUGCCCAACAUGUGGGAAGACUUUCAGCAAGAGCUCCGGCCUUCGUUUUCACAAGAGAAUCCACACUGGGGAGCGGCCGUACGCCUGCGCCGAUUGCGGGAAAAGCUUCAGCCAGAGGUCCAACCUCAUCCUGCACGAGAGGACCCACACCGGGGUGAAGCCUUUCCGGUGCCCCGUCUGCGGGAAGAGCUUCCUCCGCAGCUCGGACCUCGUGAGGCACGAAAUCACCCACACGGGGGAGAAGCCGUUCACGUGCUCUGAAUGUGGGAAGUCCUUCAGGCACAACUCGACCCUCAUCGCGCACGAGCGGACCCACACGGGCGAGAAGCCGUACAAGUGCUCUGUCUGCGCGAGGAGCUUCCGCCACCACUCGGGCCUCAUCAAACACAAGAGGACCCACACCGGAGAGAGGCCGUACGCCUGCCCGGUCUGCGGGAAAGACUUCACCCAGAGGUCGGGCCUGACGCUGCAUAUUAGGACUCACACCGGCGAGAAGCCUUAUCAAUGCUCGGCUUGUGGGAAAAGCUAUAGCCAGAGCUCGAACCUCGUCAGCCACCAGAGGACCCACGCGGGCGAGAAGCCCUACAAGUGCUCCGACUGUGGCAAGGGUUUCACCCGCAGCUCCAACCUCAUGAACCACCAGAGGACCCACACGGGCGAGAAGCCCUACAAGUGCCUGGACUGUGGGGAGAGUUUCUCCCGCAGCUCGCAGCUCAUCAGCCACCGGAGGAUCCACACGGGCGAGAAGCCCUACCAGUGCGCCGAGUGCGGGAAGUGCUUCAGCUUGCGCUCGCUCCUCAUCCGGCACCAGAAGAUCCACACGGGCGAGAAGCCCUACCAGUGCGCCGAGUGCGGGAAGAGGUUCAUCGAGAGCUCCGAGCUCAUCACGCACGAGAGGACCCACACGGGCGAGAAGCCCUACAAAUGUGCUGUGUGCGGCAUCAGCUUCUGCCAGAGCUCGAACCUGCUGGCGCACGCCCGGACCCACACCGGGGAGAAGCCCUACCGGUGCGCCAGCUGCGGCAAGAGCUUCAGCCGGAGCUCGAACCUCAUCGUGCACGAGAGGACGCACACGGGCGAGAAGCCGUACGAGUGCUCCUUCUGCGGGAAAGGCUUCAGCCAGAACUCCCGCCUGAUCAGUCACAAGAGAAUCCACGCCAGAGAAGCCGCGUGAGGAGACGCUCGCGUUGCGAGGAGCCUGCCUGCAAACGGUCCCGAGGACGAAGCGGAGAAGUGACUUUCGGAGCUCCAAAUCUGUUACCCAUAAGAGUAUUUAUGCAGAGCAGGAGUGGGCAACGUGCAGACACGUGGGGCCUGCAGCACCCCCAAUGCGGCCUCCCUGCUCCUCCAGCCGAAUUUGGUCCGACCAGCGCUUGAUAAAAAAAUAUUAUUUGGGUGUCCAUUGAUGCUACAGAGUGCAAAAGGGUCAAACCUAGCUUGCAAGUAAGCUAAAUUUGACCAUUUUGGCACUCGGUAGCAGCUACGGAUGCCAUUUCCCCCUAAAAGAUUAUGGGGACGACAACCCUGCAUCCCACUGGUUCUCAGCUGUGAAAAUGCGCUCCGGAAUUGUCCCCCCCGAUGUAGAAAAGUAUUGUAAAACAGGGGUGGGGGGGAACCUGUCGCCCCCAGGUGUUUUUGGACUGCAAACCCCAUCAUCCAGUGUGGUGUAGUGGCUAAAGUGUUGGGCUGGGAGUCGGGAGAUCCGGGUUCUAGUCCCCACUCAGCCAUGGAAGCUCAGUGAGUGACUUUGGGCCAGUCACAGAUCCUCAGCCCAGCCUACCUCACAGGGUUGUUGUUGUGAGGAUAAAAUGGAGAGGAGAAGGAUUAUGGGUUCCUUGGAGAAAAAAAGGCGGGAAAUAAAUAAUAAUAGAUAAUCAUCCCUGACUAUUGGUCAUGCUGGCUGAGGAAGAUGGAGCUCCAACAUCUGAGUGGCCACCAGUCCUAGGGUGACCAUAUGGAAAGGAGGACUGGGCUCCAGUGCCCAUCAGCUCCAGCCAGCACGGCCGAUGGUCAGGGAUGUUGGGGGCAAGGUUGACCAUGUGGAAAGGAGGAUAGGCUUCUGCAUCUUUAACAGUUGUAUACAAAAGGGAAUUUCAGCAGGUGUCAUUUGUAGGCAUGCAGAACCUGGUGAAAUUCCCUCUUCAUCACAAGAGUUAAAGCUGCAGGAGCUCUGCCCUCUUUUGUAUCUGGUCAUGCUGGGCAGGGCUCCUGCAGCUUUACAUGUUGCAACAAAUUACACCUGCCGAAAUUCCCUUUUCUACAGAACUGUUAAUGUUACAGGAGCCCGGUCCUCCUUUCCAUAUGUUCACCCUACUUUUGAGAUUAGUUCCAAAGCCGCACAUUUCUCACCUUACUUCAAUGAUUCUUGUGAAUGCUGUGUGUGGAUCACGGCCUCCACUGAGCUGCUUGUGAAAUUCAUGUGAUUAUUUU
Elgaria multicarinata webbii is the source of this 4416-nucleotide messenger RNA. Its product is annotated as zinc finger protein 271-like. Gene Ontology annotation, molecular function: DNA-binding transcription factor activity, RNA polymerase II-specific; RNA polymerase II cis-regulatory region sequence-specific DNA binding. NCBI's taxonomy places the organism in Eukaryota, Metazoa, Chordata, Lepidosauria, Squamata, Anguidae. The transcript is spliced from 5 exons. Gene Ontology annotation, biological process: regulation of DNA-templated transcription. The coding region runs from base 215 to 3160 and encodes 981 amino acids. The record is from RefSeq and is a predicted model, not a curated record.